This is a messenger RNA of Spodoptera frugiperda (fall armyworm), 7729 nucleotides long. It is a transcript of the gene Ttc7, whose product is annotated as tetratricopeptide repeat protein 7B. Gene Ontology annotation, biological process: phosphatidylinositol phosphate biosynthetic process; protein localization to plasma membrane. Lineage: Eukaryota; Metazoa; Arthropoda; Insecta; Lepidoptera; Noctuidae. The record is from RefSeq and is a predicted model, not a curated record. The coding region runs from base 239 to 2746 and encodes 835 amino acids. Gene Ontology annotation, cellular component: plasma membrane. The transcript has 16 exons. Gene Ontology annotation, molecular function: protein binding.
UUUUUAUUAAAAAAUAUGCAAUCAAACCAAGUUUAAGGAAUGACGCGAUGUUGCAGAAUAGCACUCCUCGUGGCAGAAUGAACUCCGCGAACUAUGUUGUCAUCUGUCAAAUUUGGCCUUCAAUUCGCUGGUGAUCCUGGGGAAUUAAUGCAAUUUCCAAAAGGUUUUGCAAUGUAUGAGUGAAGUGUUCAAUGAAUUCAAUGCUGUGACAAACGAAUAAAGUUAUUCCCGUGUUAAAAUGACAUCGAGGAGUAAGAAUGCUGUGCGGGUCUACGAAACAGAGAUCGAGAAGAGCCGUGCGGAGUCUAAUUGGAAGAAGGCAGUGGACUUGGCUCAGCAAUUGAAGGCCAGAUCUCCUCAGCAUGAAAGCCUCGCCCACUUCCUCAUAGGGGAGGGCAAAUUAGAAGCACACCUCGAGGAAUGGCCACCCAGCAAGGAAAACAUAGAAAGAGCUCAGAGAGAGCUGUCAGAGGCUCGAGGCUACCUCACCUUAGCUACUGAUGAAGCAGGCAAGAGCGCUGGAGUGGCAUUGGAUGCACACCUACUGCUCGGCAAGCUCAACUAUGCUUGCGGAGCAUAUGAUGAUGCUUUGAAAAAUUACAAACUAGCCGAGCUGAACACACUGACGGAAAAAGAGUUACCUGUACGGAGUCUCCGCAUCGUGGCGGAGUCGUACGCCAUCAAGGGGCUAUGUCUGGAACAGAACACCGUGCCCGGCUCCACCAGCCGGUACAAGCAGGCCGAGAGGGAGUCGGAAAUGAUCCGCAGUUUCGAGCUCUCCUCAGACCUGACCCUGCUAUACCUGCAACGGACCGGUGCCCAGGCCCGCGCCGGGCCCACACUGGAGACUGCGCUACAGAGGGUGCCCAUACUACACAUCCGCGCCGGCAGGCUGCAGAAUGCUAUCGACAGGUAUCGAGAGAUGCUGAACGCGGUGGAGUCGAUAUCGACGCAGGCGCUGCGGCUGACGCUGACCAGACAACUCGCUGAGGUGCUCAUGAGGGGCGUUACUGGACAGGUGUACAAGGCCCCCGAGAAGCUGGCGGCCGUGCCCCCGCAGGGCACGCUGACGAGGCGGCGGGAGGACUACGUCUCCGACGGACCCUGGAAACCAAAGAAAUAUGCCGCCCUCAAUCAGUUCGUCCCCCGCUGCGAGUACGAGGAGGUGGUGCUGCUGCUGCUGGUGGGCGAGGCCAUGGCGGUGCGGGACGCCGUGCUGUCCCAGUCGCACGAGUUCGAGGCGGCGCGGGCGCACGCGCUGCGGAACGCCGUCGCCGUCAUGGACCUGCUGGCGCUGGCCGCCACGCGCUGGGGACAGCUCUGUCUACUGCUGGAGUCCUUGGAGCGGGCCAUGAAGUUCUCCUUCGGCUGCGCACAUGUAUGGCGGCAGAGGGCGCUGGCCACCGCCGCCGCCGGGCCCGGACAUGCCCGGCCCGCGCCUGUCAUACAGCCCGACCAUAUACCGCACGGCAGUCCGAUGUGGAGCAGCGGAGUGCGUGCGGCGGGCGUGUCGCGUCGCGCGGCCCCGCUGCUGCCGGGCGACGCGCCGCUGCGACUCGUCGCCGCCAACACAUGCUACCGGAUGGGAUGGAUAGAGGAAGGCAUAGAGAUGGCGGAAGAAGCGCUGUCGAUAGAAGAGGAGCGGCAGGGGCCCAUGUUGGCGCGCUGCUGUCUGUACGCCGGCAUCGGACACCAGAUGAAGGCACAGAAAACGAACGCGCGUAUAGACAAGGAGGCGGCGAACGAGGCGUCGCUGAAGUUGUUGGUCCGCGCGGCCCAGCUGGACAACAACGACCACCUCGCCUUCUACUACCUCGCGCUGCAGUACAUGCAUCUCGGCAUGCUCAACGAGGCCAUGGACGCGACCCGGUCGUGCCUGUGGUCGCGCGCGGAGUGCGGCGGCGGGCUGCGUCUGGCGGCGGCGCUGUGGUCGUGCGCGUGCGCCGGCUCCCGCGGCCAGCGCGCGCUGCACGCCGCGCGGCUCGCGCGCGACCACUACCCCGCCGCCACCUGGCCGCUCGCCGCGCUGGCGCAGCUGCAGCUCAUCUGGGAGACGCCAGAGGAAGCACUAGCGACGGGCAAGGAGCUGCUAACACUAGUGAACAGCGCCGAGUCGGAGCUGGAGCCCGAGCACAACGGGUACGUGGAGCUGGACGCCAUGUCCGACUCGCAGCACGACGACACGCAGAGCAAUCGGGAUGCUGCGUCCCUGCGCGCGGAGUCGGCGGGCGUGUACCGGCUGGAGCGCGCGCUGUCGGAGGGCGCGUCCUCCGUGUCGGGCCGGCCCCGCGCGCACCCGCACGCAGACCUCCGGGCGCACGCCUGGCUGCUACUGGCGCAGCUCUGUCUCCGGUUAGGGCGAGUGAGUGCGGCGGCGGGCUGUGUGUCUGAAGCGGCCACGCUUACGCCCUUCAGCCAUCUUGUAUUAUAUACGCGCGGGCUAGUGCACGCGGCGAGUCAGGAGUGGGACGAGGCGCGGCAGUGCUUCCAGAAUGCACUAGCGAUACAUCCCACACAUCUAGACAGUAUGGUGCAAUUAGGCGCGGCGUACUACUCGCUGGGCUGGCUGGGGCUGGCGGAGAAGUGCCUGCGCGGCGCGGCGGCGCUGGAGCCGGGGCGCGCCGACACGUGGCGGCGCCUGGCGCUGGUGCUGCAGGCGGCGGGCGAGCCGCUGGCCGCCGCCGACGCCGCCGCCGCCGCGCUCGCGCUGCACCCCAACGACCCCGCGCUGCCGCUGCCGCUCUGAUAGACCUUCUACCCACCUCCACACAUGUCUAUCUCAGUUCUUCAUGACUCCGCUGUCCACCCAUAGCAGUAUGUGAUGAACAUCACGAAGAGUGUACCGAAAAUGCUUUUACAAGUCAUGACGGUAGGUCAGUUACGAGGGACUAAUCAUCAUCUCUGCCUAUUGUAUAAUCUAGAUAAAAAAUGAACCAUGAACAUAGGAACCUAAUACUAUUAUAAAAUAACCACUAUUUGUCAAAUGUCGAAUCAACCUGCACUCAAAAUUAAAUUGAGCUUCCACGAUAUUAUCUAGAUCCCUUCCUUCGAAACAAUAACCUUCUUUAUCCCUUGAAAUACUUAAAUAAUGAAACAUAUUUAUUUUUCUAUUAAAUACUGAAAAUUCCUAAAUUAUUUCAACUCUUCGAAACUAUUUAACACUUAGUAUUAAAAUAAAAGAUUCCUAUAUUAACGAUGGAACUGUGUUACUGCAGUUAUCUCGUUAUCCUUAAAAUGUGUAAAAAUCUAGAUCAAUUAUAGCAAAUUAUUCAAGUCAUAAAACUGCCGUUAAGUACUUAUAGAUAUAAAUCCUAACUUCUUUGUUAAAAUAGGAUAUAAAACCUUUUGUGUUGCGACAACGAAGCGAUAUCAAUCGAAAUGUUAGCUAAAUAUAAUCGAUGUUUACACGAAACAGCACAGCAUACGUGAAUACUCUGGCGGUUGUUAGAAGACAUCAAACCAUUUGCGCAGCGUUGCGCAAGUACUCAAACUUUAGCGCAACUACUGGAAAUUAGUUGUUUAUAACAAUCAAAAUUGUAUGACAUCGAUAAACAGUUACCGCUCAUAAAUAUGAAUGUGAAAGUAAACUCAUUCACGUUCAGUACCUUUAGUAUGAGUUGGUUUUACGUUAAAAGUAAUCGAAAUGAGAGCGCGUUCGGUGCUCUGAUUGGCCGGCGUGAAUGAACCAACCAAUCAGAGCGCCGAACACGCUCUCGUUUCGAUUACUUUAAACGUAAAGCAAACUCGUAUUAAGGAUACAGGAGUCAUUUCAUCAAACUCGGACAAUGUAGGUGUAAUACAAUAACUACGAUGUAACUUUAGACAUAUUGUAGCGAGCUCUGCAAACGUUUUAGAAAGCAUUUUGCCGGUGUAGCUCUGUCGCUAUAGUGGCUCUAGUGGCUAUCCUUACGUACGUUACGACUGACUACUGUACUUAGAUACUCGCCUCGGAAUUGAUGUAGGCACCCGGUUUGUUGUAUACUGUGACUUAUUGCGAUACAAUAAUGUUUAUUUUACUUUGUAUAUUACAUAGUUACCUGUUUCAAUGUGAUUGAGAGGUGUUUAAGUGACAAAGAGUCAUUCGCUCUUUGAUAAUGUCGGACCAGUCAAUCUGAGAUUUGAGUCUGUUGGAUCUCACAACUCAUUAGCUCUAGUAGAGAGCACUAAAUCAAUCAUAUUAAAGAAAAAUGGUAUACAAAGUAAACUGAUAAAUUGGCAUUCAAUACCACAUGUAAAGGCGCAUGCGCUAGUCACAGUGUACACUGAACCAAUCAGUUUCUUUCCUUCAAUGUAGAUAACGAAAACUGGCGAGGGGACGCUUACACAUUAUCCUAUAGACCUGGGUUAAUUACAGGUCUAUUCAUUCAUAGUACUAUAUUAAUAUAACUGCCGUACUUUGAGACACUUAUAAUGAUUACUUAAACUUUUCUUUAGCAACGAUUUUGUUCCGAAUACAAUUGCUAAGGACUGGGUUAAGUGACUAUUAAAAUGACUCUGAGUACGGCGGUAAGUCAGGUCAUCUGAUAUUCAAACAAUCAUGUGUAAAAACAAAUUGUUCAUAACAUCACUGUUUCCUUUGCAUUCACUGAUUGUAUAUAGAUAAACAUUUUCGCCAUAAGUUCCUGAUUACUGUGACAAGAUAUCAUAUAAAGUAUUAUAUUAAAAGAGAAAAAUAUCAAAAUUAUGUAGACAACUGUUCAUAGAGUUAUUCAGAGGUAAGUAUUGUAAAUAUCUGCGCUCCAUAUUUCACAAUUAUAUUAAAUGGUUGUAUUUAUUUUCCCGAAUAAAGUGAUUUAUACAGCGAAGGAGUAAUAACAUAAGACAAUAGCUCGUUGUACACUAGGUAGUGUCGGUCUGUCUGUCUCUCUGUGUUAUUUAAUGUUAAUUAUAAAUACGUUUGUCGUUCGUGUAUUCGUGCUACUUUGUAUUGGCGAUGCAUUCUUACUUAGAGUUUGUAAACAUCAUUCAUUAUACAAAAAGAUUCUUGCCUCGAUUAAUUAAUAAAUAUGCGGAAAGAUGACACGUUCUAUUUCUUGUAAUGUUUAUUUAUUAAUAUUAAAUGUUGUAAAGAUAAAUGAGUGAAUAUUCAGUGAUGUUUAAAUCCUCUAAGUGUGUCGAGUCCCGUCCAGUGGUUUCAAACAUUUUGAUUGCGACUUGCGUGUAUGUUUGUAUAUAGUUUCGCGGAGGUAUCGGUUUGGUUCGUUCCUACGUGUAUCACAAGUAUCGUGUAAUUUAUUGUAGCUAAACUAUUGUUAACAUUUGGAAACGUUAUAUUGUGUCGCUGUCAUGUAAUUGUGAUUUAGUAAAUUCAAUUAUUUAUUGUAAAUUAAGACCAAUUAUGGAAAUAUUUAUGUAAUUUUAAUAUCCUCAUUGAUAGCUGCGUGGCGUGUGUAGCAACAUGUUGCGCUACGUGUUGCUGUGUCCGCAGAUAUUCGCCUCAUCUUCCAUUGCCUCAUUAGCUAGGUCGUUCAUCGCCAUAUUUAAGUGUAUUGAGUAUAUACUAUAUAAGCUGGGGUUGCGCAUAUCAGUACGAAUACGAUACGUUAUAAUAUAUGUUACGUUAGUACGCAGUUAGAUUUAUUUCAUUGUUGCUAGUCUACGACACGAGUUGCGCGUAUCGUUGCUUUGUUGCGGCUCUACGCAGUGUAAAUGUUGCAUACCUCGAUAUUACAAUCAAAGACAUGAAAGAUUGUCGAACUUACAAUGCAAUGUUAUAAUCACAAAAGAUUACUAGAAACUUAGCACUUGGUAAUUUUUAUAAUUAUGCACCAUUUACACUGUGUAUGGUAAAAGGUUCUAUAGUUAAGUGGCGCGGGUAAGAAAUUAUGUAGCUGUCGGGUGUUUGUGGUGAGAGAAUGGUGACGGUCUGCCGGUAGAGGGCGCGGUGAUCUUCCAAGGGGUGGGUGUAGUUAGUUACUUAGUGAUCGGUGCGAAUCAUACUUUGUUUCUUAAGGCUCGAGCAGACCGUAUGCGUACACGUUUAUAAAAAACCAGUUUAAACUGACUGUAGAGUGUGCAGAAAGAUUGUGCGAAGCGAAAUCACGACAUGGCAAGCGGUUUUGUAUGGUUUGACGUGUAGCCUGCUAGCCAUGUAGGUAUGUAGUAAAACGAGGUGAAUAGAAUUCAAAGGGUGAAUAGACACAGGAGUGGGGUGAAUAGAAGUUAGGACAUUUUCCUGACGUUUAUUCACCCCUCUUCUGUAUCUAUUCACCCCUCGCAUUCUAUUCACCCCGUUUUACGGUACUCAUCCGAUCUGCGCGAGCGUUUUAGUAUACUAAAUUGAAUUUACAAAGACAAUAUGGACUUAUAUCUCGAUAAAUGGUGAAUGUGAAAUAAGUCUGUGUGUAUUAUCGACUUAUUUACUGACUAUGUACCUGGUAUAGAAGAAUGAUUAUUAUGAGAGUUAUUUUAGCUGAACUUUGCGAAAAAUAAGAGAUUUAAAACUUUAUUCGGAGCUUCUUGUUUGUUUAAUAUUUUUUGCAAUAUGUAAUUUGUAUUAUUUUGUAUCACAUGAUUUGUGAUCGAGGAACACUUUUCGCACCGAUAUAAGAAUAUAGUUGUAAUGAUAUUAAUAGUUCAUAGACCACACGACUUUAUUUUACAUAAUUAUGUGUAAAGACGACUUAUAUAUUUUUAAAAUUCAUUUAUUUGAAUCUGAGAGACGGGGCUUAGUACGAGUUUGUUUUAUAUUUAACGAGAUCGAAACGUUACCGCGUUCGGCGCUCUGAUUGGUAGGCUGGAAUGAAGCAACUAAUCAGAGCGACGAACGCGGAACGCGGUCUCGUGAGAUUUAAAACAAAUUGAUACUAAACCCUCAGAUUACAUCAAAUAAAACAAUAACUCAAGUUAUAGUAUAUUUUUGUAUAUACCAUGUAUUAGAAUAUUGCAAUUCUGCAAUUGGUUAUACCACAUCAGACAGAUUGAUUGAUUUAAUGAAAUGUCAUUAAUAUAAUCUGUGGUCGUCUUGUACUUGUGAUUCAAACAGGCAAUAAUUUGUGUUGCGUCGUAUCAAUAGAGUAUAAAAUAGAUAAAGUAUAAUUGUAAAUGUACGGUGUACCCGAGGUAGAGCAUUGGAUGUGCCAAUGUUUGUCUUAUUACUACUCUAACGUUUUAAUCAUAUAUUUUUAUAGUGUCCAUAUAAUUAUGUGUUACGGAACUAAUGUAGUGUCACUUGGAUACGGUGUAGGUAGCAGGUCAAUUGUUCUCGUUUCUCAAGUAAUUAUUACAGUAUUUAUUUUUCUAUAUUGUUAUGUGUAAUUAUCAUAGCGCAUAGUACAGGUGCCAGCACAUCAAGAUACUAUGUUCAGUCUUAAUCGAUUUUCAACCUUAUGUGAAUGUAUAAAGGUUGAAAAUCAAUUAAUGUUAAUUGUGUUUUGGGUAACUUGUUCUGGCAUCUGUAUGUAAAUACAGGUAAAUGUUCUUUCCUCACGUUUUAUGUUUUCUUACAAACUAGCGUGUUAUCUAUUACAGCGUAUUUCCUAGGAGUUUAUUUUCUCUAUGUUGCCUUAUAUACUGUUUUCCGAUAUAUAAUUAUGUAAUACGUUAAACGGUGCUCGUAUCACUUUGGUUGUGUUCACUCUGUACAGUCGACUUCACAAGUGUUAUAUAUCUUUAUCAAUCUGUUAUAUUAUAACUCCAUUUUAAAAUGUUUCUGGACAGUCGCCACAAAUCAUUAUCAUUAUCCAAUUUUUUUUUUAUAAAAAAGCAAAUGCAUCUACACUUGAGAGCA